Molecule: messenger RNA, 606 nt
Organism: Aspergillus alliaceus
Lineage: Eukaryota; Fungi; Ascomycota; Eurotiomycetes; Eurotiales; Aspergillaceae
Product: fungal specific transcription factor domain-containing protein
Exons: 2
Coding region: 1-606 (201 amino acids)
Source: RefSeq, a predicted model, not a curated record
AUGGCUUCGGCCUCACAAGUUGCUCUCCAACUCGGGCUGCAUCAGAUUGACUCGCCUGCGAAUAAAAGGCAGAGGGAAAAUGCAGCCGACGUAGUUUGGGACGACCUAGAGUCGAAACGCCGGAUCUGGUGCAUCUGGCUUCAAACGGACUGGUAUGAUCAUUUCCUUCAUGAACGGACCUCGGUGCGGGACAUGUCAGAUACACCCAAAACAGAUGAUUCCACCAACGCCAAUGACAGGGACAUCAACUCCUCCUGCAAGCCAUGCGCUCAACAACUGGAAACUGUCCUCACCGACAUGACCUACUCCAACCUCCGGAGCAAGAUCCCCGUAAUCUUCCGCGAAAUCAUCGACGGCACCAUCGAUUCGAACUGUGUCCAAGAGGAGCUCCUUUACGAACUCGUCUUAGCAUUUGACAAAAGGCUCAACGACAUUAUGAAAGACGUUCCGGCUUGUUUUCGGGCGGACCCCAAGAGCCGGGCUCAGAGUAAAUCGCUCGACCUCCGCCUCCACCGCCUCAUUGCGAAUGCCUUCAAUCGCCUCCGUAAUCCGUACCUAGCCCGCCGAGCAUGCGAUCCCAAAUACUCGUACAGCUGCAUAGUAUAA